Cryptotermes secundus is the source of this 3090-nucleotide messenger RNA. It is a transcript of the gene grp, whose product is annotated as serine/threonine-protein kinase grp. Gene Ontology annotation, molecular function: ATP binding; protein serine/threonine kinase activity. Gene Ontology annotation, biological process: protein phosphorylation; intracellular signal transduction. Bases 704 to 2173 code for a protein of 489 amino acids. Gene Ontology annotation, cellular component: nucleus. The transcript has 9 exons. NCBI's taxonomy places the organism in Eukaryota, Metazoa, Arthropoda, Insecta, Blattodea, Kalotermitidae. The record is from RefSeq and is a predicted model, not a curated record.
ACUUUGGUAUGACCUACAUAGAUGUAACACUUUUAGUAUUCCUAACCUCCAUAUUCUCACUUUCUAGCUCUUCUUUUAAGUUUUUAGUGGUUUUGGUAGCCGAUUCCAGUUCUAAAAUAACACAGUUCAUUUCUAAAUUUGAACUUGCACAAACCCGGCUAUCGUUUUUAGGUAAUUCUUUCCUUUCUGUUAUAGUAUUUAUCAUACCACCAAAACCAUAAACACUGUCCAACAUUUUUUCUUCUUUUCCAUCUUCAUAGUUGAUCUAUUUUAAUUCCUCUUCAUCCUGCUGUAGUGAUUUCAGUUGUAUCAGGGCAUUGUCAAGUUGACUUUUCAUUUGAACACAGUUUGCACACGUUAUUACAGUAUUUAUGCCAUGAUUUGAUAAAAGAGCUGGAGCAUACUCGGUACAUGCCAUCACAUCAUCCGCCACUCUACAUAAGCCCAAACUUGGGCAGUAAAGUAACUGCCGUUAUUUUUACCCCAUUUUCUGCCGGUGAAUUAUUGAACGAUAAUGUAUUUUGGAUUAUGGUAGUUUGCCUUUAGAGUUAGAGUUCUAUUAUUGGAAAUUUUUUGUGUUUCAUUAAACACCUUUGUUUCUUUCACAUGUGACCAUAAAAUCUUGUAGUGUGUAGUGCAAGAUUGUCCUUGGUACAAUAUAAUAUUAGUACAGGAAGAGGAAACAGGGAUAUUGCGUACCAGAAUGGAUUUUGUGGCUGGGUGGCAGUUGGACCAAACCCUAGGAGAAGGUGCCUAUGGAGAGGUAAAGUUGCUGAUACACAGAAGUUCAGGAGAGCGCGUGGCCAUGAAAGUGAUCGACUUGGAAAAACAUUCAAGUGCACAAAGCAACAUACGAAAAGAAGUGUGCAUACAUCGGAUGUUAACACAUCCUCACAUUGUGCGCUUUUAUGGCCAUCGUCAUGAAGGAAACUUGGAGUACAUCUUCCUUGAGUUUCUGUUGGGAGGAGAACUCUUUGACCGCAUAGAACCUGAUCAUGGCAUGGCAAACUCAGAAGCUCAGAGAUAUUUUAAUCAGCUACUUUCAGGAGUGGAGUACCUUCAUAGCCGUGGCAUCGUACAUCGUGACCUGAAGCCAGAAAAUAUUCUACUGGAUGAACACGAUAAUCUAAAGAUUUGUGACUUUGGAUUGGCCACUAUAUUCAGGGGGAAAGGAAUGGAACGGACUUUGACAAAUCGUUGUGGAACAUUCGCAUAUAUGGCCCCAGAGGUCUUGAUGCCACCAUACCAUGGCGAACCAGCCGAUUUGUGGUCGUGUGGUAUCAUUUUGGUCUCCCUGUUAACUGGACGUUUACCAUGGAAAAUUGCAUCUAUGGAAUGUAAUGAAUACGUGGCAUGGAAGGAUGGUAAAGCAGGAGAUCUAGAACCAUUUGUAGAGUUGGAUCGUUUGGCCAUGGACUUGAUACAGAGGAUACUUGUGCACAUCCCAUCUCGCCGUGCAACUUUAAAGGAAAUUAAGGAUCAUCAGUGGUGUAAGACAAGUUUUGACAAAUUAGGAUCACCAAAAAGGGACAUCAAUUCACCAAGAGAUGAGCAGCAUAACAAGCGCUUUUGCUCUGGGAAUGAAGUAUCUUCAGUCUCUCGCCCUGGCGCAGUACAUGGUGGCUGUUCUUUGGAUGACUCGGUGGCCAGACUGAGUAGAUCUCAGCCAGAACCAAGGUUAGAGCAGCACAGUGUACCAGUUGAGAGUGUUGCUGCAGCUAUGCAGAAAGAAAAGGGGACGUUGUCAUUUUCACAGCCAGCACACCUUGAUGAUAUGGUGCUGAAUUCACAGCUCCAUGCUACGCAGCCAUCUACACAGACUUCCAGUCAGAAUACUUUCCAAAACCUGGUGCGACGCAUGACACGCUUCUAUGUGUGUACAAACUACGAGGAAACAAUUGAAAAAAUAUGCAAAUUAUUUGAUAAAUUGAAUUAUACCUGGAAAAUUGCAGCCAAAGUGUUAACAAUUACAACCACAGAUAAACGUGACAUGAAACUGGUUUUCAAGGCCGCUGUUCUUGAUAUGGAUGGUGACACAUUGGUCGAUUUUCGACUCUCGAAAGGAUGUGGCUUAGAAUUUAAACGGACCUUUCAGCGCAUUAAGGAAAGUUUGGACGACAUAGCUUUGAAAAGGACGGUAACUUGGCCUAAAGCUCCUAAAUUGGAUUCCUAAACUGUAUCUUUUUAUCUCAUGUUCAUAAAAAUGAACAUUAUUGUUAGAGGUUAUAUAACAUUAAUAUAUCAAAUUGUUAUUUAAUAGAUUGUAGCCGCCCGCUGACAUGGAGCUGCCACGACUAUUGCUCGAGAUGAAUUCUUUAUCUCAUGUAUACGGGUGUUUCGGAUAUGGGAGUGGAACACACUUCGGGGUUCAUGAAUCCAGGGUCUCCAGAACACACUGUGUAUUGCAGUCUUAAUUUAAAAUUCCAUACGGUAAUCAAUCUUUAUAUUAUUCCUUCAAGCUAGCCGCUGUGUCACACUUAACCUUUUUACACCAAUUUGCCCCCAGCUUGCUGACCAUACACGCCACUCGCUGGCUACCCUCCUGUAACUCCCUUUACAAGUCCACCAGUUGUCAUAAAAACAAGAAAAUGAAAAGAGAAAGCCAAGGGUCGAGCCCAGCAUCAGUCCUACAUUUGUAUUUUUUUGAGAGGCCCAUCAUAAACUUUUUAGGUCUUCAGGGCACACGAGCAGGGAACCCCAAGACCCCUCCUGGCCGGUCAUGCACAACGUCAGUUCAUGGGUUUAUGACACUAGGAGCAAACUGGCGGCGUUAGGGACAAUAGUGACACCCUUAGCCUAAGGAGGACAAUGUUGAAUUACAGCUAGACGGUCCCAGGAUGGUAUCUUGCCAGAGGAGGGUCUCUCAGGGUGUGAAACAAUGCCUAAAUUGGUCAUGCCCUUAAUUAAAUAAUUUUAGUGAGGGACGUACAGUUACAAGAUGUAAUUACUUACUUUCAAUAAAAUUUAUUGAAAGAACUUUCUUGUUUUUCUUAUACCUGGAUUUUUUUGAUAUUGAAAGCCUGUUCAUUCUUUAAGGUGGCUCAACUUACUCAUGGAACUGAACCCUUCUGGAAGUGCCACCAAUUCUGC